AUAAGACUUGAUGCAGCAAGGCAAGGCGUGCCGUACUGAGUCGUAGGCUACAUGUGUUAACGGGGAGGGUGUUUUUCUCAAAUAGUUUACAAGAGGGCCGGACUGCACCAUUUGAAAGCCACAGCGUCAGAGCUAUCAUACCCAACAGCUUUUGCUGCUGUUUUCAUUUUUGGCUAUAUUCAGUGCCAUUGACGUCGGCAUCAACUCACACAGGACAGGAGCGAGAUCCGCUAUAGUUUUGAUCAUGGGUGCGACUGAAUCUACGCGGCCGGAGGGUAGCAGCAAGAGCGAGGACGGGGACACUGUGGCGAAUGAGGAAAGUGCGAACAAUGUCCAGGAUGGCGAGAGUAUUGAUGCGAAGUUACUCCAAAAGAAUGGACAGAUCUCCGGACUGAGUGAAAAAGCAGAGGACAAGACUGAGGAGGUCAAUGUCCUGUGUGACGAUGGAGUCGUUGCAGAGGUUGAUGAGGCAAAUUCAUCUAUCGUUUCUCAGAAAGAGGACAUUCCGGAGAUGAUAGAGACUCUCACAGAGGAGGUACCUCCUCUGGAAAACACAGACAGUGAUGACAAGGAAUCACCGGAUGUAGACGACGAAGCAUCAACAAAUGAGACUGAAACAGAAGUUAAAUUGAAUGAAGUCAAUGAUAGUUUUAAAAAGUUCUUCAGUUCAAUUGGUUUAAAAUUCACAUUGAAAAAAGACUCUGACACAAUACCAGAAGUGAGCCCUAAGAAAGAAGAGGGCGAAGCACGUACUCCCGAAGACAGCAAGGAUACAGAGGAGACCACUAUAGAUAAUGCUGAGGAGAAUACUGGGCAGAGCACACCUGAGGAUCUGACUGAUGAUACGAUAAAAGAAUGUGUUGGCCAUACACCAGAGCUUGUAGAUGAUACAAUAGAAGCAAAUAUUGACGAAGCACCGAACAACGUUGUUGCUGAUUCACCAGUGGAACCGGCUGAUGAUUCUACCUCUCACCCUACGAUGACGGACCUCACAUUUGAAGAGUUCCAUAAUGAAACCACCAAGGAACAGACCACUGAAAUGAUAGAAUCAAAGGAGGAAAUAACACCUGAAGAAGUGGCACAGGCAGAGGGAGAGGCCCCCCCCACACCCAUUCCUAUAGUUGAGGAAAUGUCUCCAUUUAAACGUUUUUUCCUGACAGGAAAAAUACACAAGCAGGUCAAGCAACCCAUGAAACAAUCCAAGGAGGAACCUAAGGAGGAAGUCAUGGAAGAAGUCAAGGAAGAACCCAAGACAGAACCCAAGGAAGAAGUCAAUGAGGAACCCAAGGAAGAAGUCAAGGAAGAACCCAAGACAGAACCCAAGGAAGAAGUCAAUGAGGAACCCAAGGACGAAGUCAAGGAGGAAGUCAUCCCUACUGAAGAGACAGACACACCAGCACCAACCAUUCCGGAUGUUGAAGAAGAAAUUAUAUCCCCGAUUAAGAAGUUUUUCACCACGGGAAUCUUCGCUAGUUUAAAAAAAAAGAAAACACAUUUAGGAGAGGAAACGCCCAAAGAUGAAACUGUUGAGAAAGAACACGAACUGCAAAGCAUUGACAAACAGGAGUAUGUAAACACACCAGAGGAAGCUGGUCUUGAGCAAGAACAAACAAAAGACGAGAUCAGUCCAGAUGUUGAGACAAUACCGGUCAUUGAGGGGAAACAAAAUGAGAAUGAAGUUCAAGAGACAGGAACAGAUUCCUGAUGGCUGAGACAUCCAAUGUCCCUGAACUGAUGAUGAGUAAUGUCCCUAAAACUAGUGACAACAGAGAGGAUGUCCUUGAAGAGCAGCUAGCUACUGAGGAAUUACAGACAAUUAUCUCAAAUAGAGCUG
This is a messenger RNA of Oncorhynchus gorbuscha (pink salmon), 1834 nucleotides long. RefSeq names its product probable inactive protein kinase DDB_G0270444. The transcript is spliced from 3 exons. Gene Ontology annotation, molecular function: protein kinase A binding. Bases 245 to 1705 code for a protein of 486 amino acids. Gene Ontology annotation, biological process: signal transduction; regulation of protein kinase C signaling. The record is from RefSeq and is a predicted model, not a curated record. Gene Ontology annotation, cellular component: cytoplasm. Lineage: Eukaryota; Metazoa; Chordata; Actinopteri; Salmoniformes; Salmonidae.